Suricata suricatta (meerkat) is the source of this 2434-nucleotide messenger RNA. RefSeq names its product exocyst complex component 3 like 2 (gene EXOC3L2). The record is from RefSeq and is a predicted model, not a curated record. NCBI's taxonomy places the organism in Eukaryota, Metazoa, Chordata, Mammalia, Carnivora, Herpestidae. Bases 1 to 2052 code for a protein of 683 amino acids. Gene Ontology annotation, biological process: exocytosis; exocyst localization. The transcript is spliced from 13 exons. Gene Ontology annotation, molecular function: SNARE binding. Gene Ontology annotation, cellular component: exocyst.
AUGGCUGUUCCAAGCUUUCAGCAGUUCUGGCUGAAGUGUCCUCGGGGCAGGACAGCACAGCAGCAGGGACGGAGGGACGAAGGCUCCGCGCAGAGGUCCCUGGCGGUCAAGAUGCCCAUUCUGAAGAGUCUAGGGGUGACAGACUCUAAGGUGCCUCGGGCAGGGACCCUGCCCCUGAGGUCCUCUCGGAACCCCUUUGAAGAAGUUCCAGGACUGGAAGAAGAGGAGGUUGGGGAGCUGGGGACCCUGCCCAAUGGAACAUCUUGUCGCCGCCGGGCCACCCUGGAGAAGCUGGCCGGCCUGGCCCCCUUCCGGCUGGGCUGGUCCCCCGGCCGGCGGGCCGGCAGCCCCGGAGACGCGCAGCCCCGCUCUUUCCUGGGCCGUGUGCUGACGCCGGGGGUGCGCAGGAGCUCUGCGGAUUUUGGGCUCCUGGCCAGGCUUCAGGGGACCCGAGCCCAGGGCGACGAGGAGGCCGCUGGGGAGGCCGCCCGGAGGCUGGCCUUCCUGAGACUGGGGCGCGGGCCCAAGCCCCGCCGAGCGUCCCUGGCAGAGAGGGUGGUGCCCGCAGGCGAGGCAGCCCCCGAGCCCCCGCCCAAGGUCUCCGAGCCCCCAAAGAUGAAAGAGCCUCUGUCAGUGCUGGAGAUCCUGAGCCUGAUCCAGCAGCGCGAGCUCGCGCGAGCCGACGAGCACAUCCUGGAGCUGGAGGCCGAGGAGCUGGCGUCGGGUGGCGGUGGGGAGGGCUUCCGUUGCCCAGACUCCCCCUCUCACAGACCCCUCUGUCUCUUACCCCCCACUCCCAGAGAGAUCCUAGGGCUGGUGGACUUGGUGGCCCUGGAGAACGGGGAGCUGGGGCCCCUUCUGUCUCCUGGCACCCUCCGGGGCUUGGAGGAUGAGUGCGUCACCGAUGUUAAGGCUCAGACUCGGGCAGCCCUGCUGCGGGUCCUGCAGGAGAAUGAGGAGCACUGGGGGAGCACGGAGGACCAGCCCAGCAGCCUGGCGCAGGACGUGUGUGAGUUGCUGGAAGAGCACACGGAGCGAGCCCCCCGCAUCAGCCAGGAGUUCGGGGAGCGGAUGGCCCACUGCUGCCUGGCGGGGCUGGCAGAAUUCCUGCAGAGCUUCCAGCAGCGGGUGGAACGAUUCCACGAGAAUCCAGCGGUUCGGGAGCUUCUGCCGGACACCUACAUCAGCAGGACCAUCUCCCUGGUCAACUGCGGCCCGCCCCUGAGGGCUCUGGCAGAGCGCCUGGCCCGGGUGGGGCCCCCCGAAAGCGAACCGGCCCGGGAAGCAGCAGCCAGCGCUCUGGACCGCGUGACCCGGCUCUGCCACCGUGUCCUGGCUGACCUGCUUUUCCAAGAGCUGCAGCCCUACUUCAACAAGCUGAUGCGCAGGAAGUGGCUGAACAGCCCGGACGCCUUGGAUGGCAUCGUGGGCACGCUGGGCGCUCAGGCCCUGGCACUGCGGCGGAUGCAGGAUGAGCCUUACCAGGCGCUGGUGGCCGAGCUGCACCGGCGGGCGCUGGUGGAGUACGUGCGGCCCCUGCUCCGCGGACGCCUGCGCUGCCGCUCGGCGGGGACCCGCAGCCGCGUGGCCCGGAGGCUGCGGGAGGACGCGGCCCAGCUGCAGAGGCUCUUCAGGCGGCUGGAGUCCCAGGCCUCGUGGCUGGACGCCGUGGUGCCCCAUUUGGCCGAGGUGCUGCAGCUGGAAGACACGCCCAGCAUCCAGGUGGAGGUGGGGGUGCUGGUGCGGGACUACCCCGACAUCAGGCGGAAGCACGUGGCGGCCCUCCUCGACAUCCGUGGCCUGCACAACGCGGCCGCCCGCCAGGAGAUCCUGGCCGUGGCCCGGGACCUGGAACUGUCUGAGGGGGCGCCCCUGUCACCCCCUCGGGACCGCGCCUUCUUCUCAGACAUCUCCGUGCCCCGGCCACCUUUCUGCCUCGGCCUCCCUCUCUUCCUGGGCCGCCUUCCCCUCUCCCGGCUGCCCCGGCCGGGUCUGGCCCGGCUGCCCCGGCUCCGGCCCCCGGCCCUAUCCCGGCCCCCCUCCCGGCGCUGAGACUCUUCCCGCCCUCCCCCACCUCCGUGCCCCCCAUCUUUGCUGCUGACAAACUGUUCUCCUGUACGCCCCCUCCUGACUCCCUGCCUGGGACCACAGACCACCGAGGAUGGAAACAUCUCUGGGGACCUUCUGGGCCACCCCCAGGCUCCCUGUGUGGAAGAGAAAUGGGCCAGAGGGACCAAGGACUUCGCCAAGGCCACCAAGUGCAUGCUGAACACCUCCCAGCCCAGCAUGGGGUGGGUGGCGUUUUGGAAGACUCUAGAGAAAUGUCCCAGCCCCCGCCCCCCCUUUUCCCCUCACCUCAAGGUCUGGCCCCGGUCCCAUGUAUUAAGGAAUGUACGAUACUUAGAAUAAAGAGAUUUCUAUUUAACACAAGGAA